Molecule: messenger RNA, 3110 nt
Organism: Nannospalax galili (Upper Galilee mountains blind mole rat)
Lineage: Eukaryota; Metazoa; Chordata; Mammalia; Rodentia; Spalacidae
Gene: Odad1
Product: coiled-coil domain containing 114
Exons: 15
Coding region: 581-2707 (708 amino acids)
Biological process (GO): outer dynein arm assembly; cilium movement
Cellular component (GO): axoneme
Source: RefSeq, a predicted model, not a curated record
CUCUUCCCCUCUCUCGUCCCUGCAGCCCCGCUCCCUACAGAUCGAAGCCCCUCCCCUCGUUUGCUACGGGCCCUGGCUUCUCCCCUGUGCCUCACUGUCCUUUCUGGCUUUCCUUCCCUAGCCCCGCCCUUUGGCCGUGGCCUCGCCACUCUUCUCUCCUGGCCCACGCUCUUUGCAGGCCCCGGGCUCCUUCUCUGGUGGUCUCCGCCGUGCCUCUGCCAGCGCCUCCCGCUUCGCCCCGCGCUGACCCCGCAGCCCCUCAGUAUGAGACCGGGCGAGUCCCCCGGGGUUUUCGCUCGCGGGUCCUGCGCCCUUACCCCGCCCCUCUCAGCAUGCCCGCGUCCUCGGUCCCUCCCCUGUCUUGUCUUCUGGCCUCAUUGGCCCCUUAUCUCCCCAGUAACCAGAUCACAACAGAGAGCUUGGAGCUGCCGGGCACUCGAGCAGGUAGAGACAGCCUGGGUCUCGCCCCCUAUCCCCGAGCCGGCCGGGGUCGGAGGGGCAGAGAGACGGCCCGGGGACCGAGUCAGAGUCGAACCGCAGCACCCAGACUGUGUGUGGGAGUCCUGCCUCUGUGGCCAGGAUGCCUUUAGGCCUGUCGGCCAGGAGCACUCGCUCAGAGGACGGAAGUGAGGUCUUUCUGGAGGGACCCGUGGACUGGGAACUUGGCCGACUGCAGCGGCAAUGCAAGGUGAUGGAGGGGGAACGGCGGACCUACAGCAAGGAGGUUCACCGGCGCAUCAGCAAGCAACUCGAGGAGAUUCGUCAGCUGGAGGUGUUUCGAACCCAGCUCCAGACGCAAAUCAGCGUGGCCCAGAACCAGGUCAAGCGCCUUGGAGACACCAAGCGUUUGGAGGACAUGGGCCGUCUGCUCAAGUGCAAGGCGCAGGUGCAGGCCGAGGUGGAGGCGCUCCAGGAGCAGACCCGGGCCCUGGACAAGCAGAUCCAGGAGUGGGAGAACCGAAUCUUUACCCAGAGUAAGGAAGCCGCAGCUCCUGGUGUCAUCCUAGAUCAGAAGGUGAAGAUCCAGAGAAGGAUCAAGAUCCUAGAAGACCAGUUGGACAGGGUCACUUGUCAUUUUGAUAUCCAGCUGGUGCGGAAUGCAGCCCUGCGGGAGGAACUGGAAUUGCUACGCAUUGAGAGGGGCCGCUACCUGAACAUGGACCGCAAGCUGAAGAAGGUUGGGGCAAGGGGACCUGCCCCCUUUACCCGUCUGCUCCAGUUCUGUGCUCACAGGAGAUCCACCUGCUUCUGGAAAUGGUCAACACUCUCAGCAUGUCCUCCACUUCUGCCUAUACUGCCAGGUAGGCCUCAAAGGGAGGAGGCCAAGACCAAGAUGGGCAUGCUGCGGGAGCGUGCGGAGAAGGAGGAGGCUCAGAGUGAGACAGAGGCGCAGAUCUUGGAGCGACAGAUAUCACAUCUGGAGCAGCUGCACCGCUUCCUGAAGCUCAAGAACGAUGACCAACAGCCUGAUCCUGAUGUAGUGCAGAAGCAGGAGCAGCGGGCCUGGGAGGUGGCAGAAGGACUCCGGAAGACCUCCCAGGAGAAGCUGGUGCUGCAGUAUGAGGAUGCUCUGAACAAACUGUCCCACCUGACUGGCGAGAGUGACCCUGGCCUGUUGGUGGAGAAGUACCUGGAGCUGGAGGAGCGCAACUUCGCAGAGUUUAACUUCAUCAAUGAACAGAACUCAGAGCUGCAUCACCUUCAGGAAGAGAUCAAAGAGAUGCAGGAGGCCCUGAUCAGUGAGCGUACCAUUCAAGACAACCAGCACUUGCAGCAGGAGCAGGAGUGCAGGGUUUUGCAACAGCAGGUGGACAAGGUGCAUGCUGAGACUGAGCAGCUGGAGGCCCACUUCCAGGUCCUCCGAGCUCAGCUGGAAAAGCUCAAAGCUGAUGUUCAGCUUCUCUUUGACAAGGCUCACUGUGACAGUAGUGUCAUCAAGGAUCUCCUCGGUGUCAAGAGCUACAUUCGGGACAGGGACAUGGGCCUCUUCCUGAGCACCAUUGAGAAGCGGUUGGUGCAGCUCCUCACAGUGCAGGCCUUCCUCGAGGUCCAGAGCCGCACCUCUUUGACUGACGCUGCCCUUCUUGCGCUGGGCCAGAGCCAAGAGGAUCCUCCAAAGAAGACAACCCCACUCCAGCCUCCUGACAACCUUGAGGACCCCUCAGGUUUUGUGGUCAAAGAUGACUACCCCAUGAGCAAGGAGGAGCUGCUGAGUCAAGUGAUGAAGUCGGUGGAGCUCCAGGACCUGGCUGAGGCCUCGAGGAAGGACAGCAGCCCAAGCUUGACCUUCUCCAAUACCCAGCUCUCCCUCUCAGGUCCUGUUCUGGGGAUCCCUAAGAAGAGCACCAUGGUCCCUGGGUCCAUCCUGAGCUACAAGACUAGCCGAGGGCGUGGUGACUCCAUAGGUCAUGUCACCUUUGGCGAUUCAGGCUCUGGUGCAGGCCCUGUGACCUUGGCCUCUACUAAUGCCAGCGGCGUCUCUGUGGGGGGCCAUGGGAGUUUCAAACAGGCCAGCUCUAGCAGCUACCUGGGGUCUACUGGCUAUGUGGAGACCAGCCAAGGCCAUGAGAGCAUAGGUGGUGGCAUGCAGAGCCAAGAGUUGAGUGGAGGCCCUGGCUCCAGCAGUGGCCAGGCAUGUAGUACCCACCCUGUCCCCAGCACUGGGCCCAGCACGUCUACCAGCAGAGACUCCCAGGGUUACCACUAAGGGUGCAGGUCCCUGCCUGCCUCAGCGCUUGGAAGGUUUUCUAACCUCUGAUCCCCUUUUUGUAAGGACUCUCCCAUCCCUCUAAGCCCAGGCCUCUGUGUCUCUGCCUUUUUCUAUCUGCCCCUCAUUGUCUCCUUGGCUCUGACCCUCUGUUGUUCCUCAUCCUCCUUGCUUCCUGUCUCUAGUCCCCCUCAUCUCUCUCCCAAGCUCUCCUGGUAUCUGGUGCUCUUGUCUCCUCAUCUGACUCCUCUACUGAUUAGGUGUGCUUUGACAAUAAGAAAUAAAGGCCAGAGCCCAGCUCCUACUCAACCUGGUUACAAAUGUUAAAAUAUAGCUUCUUCAUCCAUUUCCAACUCAGAAGAAAAUUUGUGAGCCCCUCCCACCCUCCCUCCCUCCCUCCCAU